AUGAAAGUUUUACUGGCUUCCAAGAAUUUCCAAGGGACAAAAAUAACUGAAUAUCCAUGGAAGUUUUACUGGCUUCCAAGGAUUUCCAGGCUUCUAAUUCUAGGUACUAAUUCUGGUUCCGGUGCUGAUUCUAACUCUAAUUCUAAUUCCGACUCUCUGGUGCUGAUUCUAACCCUAACUCUGAUUCUGACUGACUCUGGUGCUGAUCUUGAUUCUGACUCUAAUUCUCUUGGAUCAGUUCAUGUACUGAAUCUAAGACCCUGCAUCUUAUGUCUAACUGAAAUUCUUCUAGGAUCACUACCUCUUGUGAACCUAAGACAUUGUUCUUCAUGCCUAACUGAAACUCUUCUCCAAGGAUGCAAUCCAAAGGAUCAUUCUAAAAGAUACGAGUGUACACCAACACUCAGAAAAAUUCUACAAGAGCUAAACAGAUUCACACUUGAUGCCCCUACACAGAACCCAGAUGCCCCUGCUAUGCUUGAUCGUAUAUUGUGUUUCUUAGCCAGCUAUGAAAUAAUCACUUACUCUCAAGUGAUCUCUGGUGGUGAUGAUGAUGAUGGUCAAGUUCAAAGGUACUAUUUGAAAGAUGCAGUUCUUGAAGGAGGAAUUCCUUUUAAUAAGGCUCAUGGAAUGGAAUUCUAUGAGUAUCUUGGUAUGGAUCCAAGUUUCAAUGAAGUUUUCAAUAAAACAAUGUUUGACCUCUCCAUUACACUUAUGAAGGGAAUACUUGAGAUUUAUGAAGGGUUUGAGAAGGCCAAUGUGGUGGUUGAUGUGGGUGGUGGAUUAGGGGAAAAUCUUGACUUGAUUACUUCUAAGUAUAACAUUAAGGGUAUUAACUUUGAUUUGCCACAUGUGAUAGCUACUGCUUCUGCUUAUCCCGGGGUGGAGCAUGUUGCAGGGAAUAUGUUUCUGAGUGUUCCAAAAGGGGAUAUCAUUUUUAUGAAGAUGAUACUUCAUAACUGGAGUGAUGAUCAUUGCUUGAGGUUAUUGAAGAAGUGUCACGAAGCAUUACCAGAUGAUGGAAAGGUGGUAGUUGUAGAGACAAUUCUUCCAACGGUCCCUGAAACUAAUUUUCUGGCCAAAAAUGUCUUUGGAUCGGACUUGCUCAUGAUGGCUCAACAGGUUGGAGGAAAGGAGAGGACGGAGAAGGAAUACAGGGCCUUGGCAAUGGGUGUUGGAUUUGAAGGCUUUAAAUUCAUCUGUCGUGUUGUGGCCGCUUCUAUCAUGGAAUUUCACAAAAUGACGUGA
Messenger RNA from Telopea speciosissima, 1248 nucleotides. RefSeq names its product caffeic acid 3-O-methyltransferase-like. The record is from RefSeq and is a predicted model, not a curated record. Gene Ontology annotation, molecular function: O-methyltransferase activity; S-adenosylmethionine-dependent methyltransferase activity. The transcript is spliced from 5 exons. Bases 1 to 1248 code for a protein of 415 amino acids. Gene Ontology annotation, biological process: methylation. NCBI's taxonomy places the organism in Eukaryota, Viridiplantae, Streptophyta, Magnoliopsida, Proteales, Proteaceae.